Cajanus cajan (pigeon pea) is the source of this 1045-nucleotide messenger RNA. RefSeq names its product Acyl-CoA N-acyltransferases (NAT) superfamily protein. Gene Ontology annotation, molecular function: acyltransferase activity, transferring groups other than amino-acyl groups. Lineage: Eukaryota; Viridiplantae; Streptophyta; Magnoliopsida; Fabales; Fabaceae. Gene Ontology annotation, cellular component: chloroplast. The record is from RefSeq and is a predicted model, not a curated record.
AUGAGUAAGCAGAGAAAAAGAGAAAGAGAAGAGAAGAGAAGGAUAAUACAAAAAGAAAAUGACGGUUCUUUCUUCUUCUCUCUGUUCCUCUUCUUCAAUAUCGUUUCCGUUGACAUCUAAUUGCUAUGGCUUCACUUUCAGAACCCAAAUCCAAUCCUCAGCUUCCACCAACAUUUUUACCCAAAAACAUCGACACCAAUCUCUUAACCAUCGCCGAGUCCUUCUACGAGGAUGAGCUUUGGGCCGCAGCCUCUCUCCGCGUUCGUUCCUUCCACCAAUUCCGCCACGACACCUUCGGAGUGCAAGAUCAUACGAGGUACUUGGCUGAGCGCGAGUUCGAAGCACUUAAGGAGCGUGUUUCCGGGAAAAGAUUGGGCUUCAGAAGAGUCUCUUGCAUAAAUGCUUCCCUUCCUUUGUCGCAUAUUGCCACUCUCUCCUAUGAUUUAUGCUCUUCAUGUAAGUUUUCUUCCAAUGGAGAGGACAGGAUCGUAGUUGGCACUCUUGAUCUUAAUCAGUGCUUGAGCCUUCCUGAUGAAAUCGCAGGGGUGAAGCCAGAGGUAAUGGGAGCUGAUAUCACCAGGGCAUACCUCAGUAAUGUUUGUGUUGCUAGAGAGUUGCACAGAAAUGGGUUGGCUUAUGCACUUAUUGAAAAGUCAAAGUUGGUUGCUUAUGAUUGGGGCAUAACAGAUUUGUACGUCCAUGUUGCUGUUGACAAUGAACCAGCUAAGAAAUUGUAUAUAAAGAGUGGGUUUGUACAUGAAAGUGAUGAACCUGCGUGGCAGGCCAGGUUUCUAGAUCGACCCCGAAGACUUCUCCUAUGGUCGGGGCUCUCAAGGACCUAAUUUAACUAUUAUGCUAUAUCACGUGUUAAUAAGGUUUCUUGUCUAUUCUUAAGUUAUUUUCAAAAUAUUUCUACCUUGGCUCAUAUGAGUUCUUUUUCCUUUCAUUCCAAUGUUCAAAUGUAACGUGUUUUGCCAUUUUAGCAAAUUUGAUGACAAGGAUACUCUCUCUCCUUAAGAUAUGAUGCUAUGGAAUAUUAAGCAUA